AGAAGAAAAGCAAAGAAAGAUGAGGUCGAAGUUGAAGUUAUCGCUCAUAGCUAACAACUACUUGAGGAAACAAAGAUUCAAGAGGAGGAAGGAAGGGAUAACGAAGAAACUCCAUGAGUUCACGACUCUCUGCGGUGUGAAAGCCUGUGCGGUCAUCUGCAGCCCGUACGAGAAUCCGGUGUUGUGGCCAUCAGCGGAAGGCGUCCAAGAGGUGGUUUCAAAGGUUAUGGAGUUACCGGUGGAAGAUCAGUGCAAGAAAAUGUUUAAUCACGAGAGCUAUUUGCGUCGCGAAAUCACCAAAGCAGAGAAGCAAGUGGAAAAGCUGCGUAGUGAUAACCGAGAGACUCAGCUUAGACAAUUUAUGUUUGAUUGUCUCGAAGGCAAGAUGAAUCAGCACCCGUAUGAUGCAACGGACCUUCAAGAUCUGAGAUCUUAUAUUGGUAGCUAUAUCAAGAAGCUUGAUUUCAGGAUGAAGGUCCUUACAGAAGAAAAUGGUGAGUCCUCUUCCUCCACUCUGCUUCUUCCUUCUUCAGUUGCUGGUGCAGAUUCUCCUGCUGUUGAGGUUACUGGUCAUCCUGGUGUUGCGGAUGCAUCUAUGGUAACUGAUUUUAAUGGAUUUGAUGGUUAUUUUCCUUAUGACGGUAUGACUAUGAAUCCGAUUCCGAAUCAGCAUGAGUCGUUGGUUCAACACCAUGUUCCUGUUGGCUCGGUUCAACACCAUGUUCCUGUUGGCUCGGUUCAACACCAUACUCCCAUGAAUCUUGAUGAUCAGAUUCAACAUGGAAUCUACGAUAUGAAUUUGCACCAGGAUAUGAGUUUGGAUCCAAAUCAGUAUCCAUAUCCACAGGGAUCAUUUAUGAAUCUGUUGCUGGGACAUCCUCAAGAAAUGGGUUAUGAUGGAGAACAUGCCCAUAUCCCUUUCGUGAACGACAACUAUCACCAGUUACCAACCAUUGAUCUUGCUACAACUGAACAAAUGGGUUAUGAUAAAGAGCAUGAAUCGUUGGUUCAACACCAUGUUCCUGUUGGCUCGGUUCAACACCAUGUUCCUGUUGGGUCGGCUGAAUACCAUACUCCCAUGAAUUUUGAUGAUCAGAUUCAACAUGGAAUCUAUGAUAUGAAUUUGCACCAGGAUAUGAGUUUGGAUCCAGUUCAGCCUUCGUAUCCACAGGGAUCAUUCAUGAAUCUCUUGAUGGGGCAUCCUCAACAAAUGGGUUAUGAUGAAGAGCAUGCUCACAACCCUCUUAUGAACGGCAACUAUCACCAGCUACCAACCAUGGAUUUUGCUUCAACUGGUCACAUGCCUUCCAUCAACACCAACACCAUUGCGGGUGUUUAUGCUCCGGAUGACAUCAAUGGUCUUUAAUCAGAAUUCAGAAGAUGUGGAUUUCUAAUAAGUGUUUGCAUUUGUGUUUGUUCAUUUCAAAGGACAAAUAUUUGAUGAUGUUUUUAACCUUCGAGUCCUCUCCCUUUGAGUGGAUUCUAUUAUUUAUGGUACUAGAUAAUGUAUC
Camelina sativa (false flax) is the source of this 1511-nucleotide messenger RNA. NCBI's taxonomy places the organism in Eukaryota, Viridiplantae, Streptophyta, Magnoliopsida, Brassicales, Brassicaceae. The record is from RefSeq and is a predicted model, not a curated record.